Peniophora sp. CBMAI 1063 is the source of this 1863-nucleotide messenger RNA. The record is from the annotation of a GenBank genome assembly. NCBI's taxonomy places the organism in Eukaryota, Fungi, Basidiomycota, Agaricomycetes, Russulales, Peniophoraceae.
AUGCUCAGUCCUCCAGAGCGCGUCGACAAGAAGGAUGAACACGGCACCACACAACCGUCAUCGCCCCCGAUAAUCGAGGUGACUCCUGUACAAACACCCUUUGCGUCUCACGAGCCACGAGAAGCUUUACGACUCCAGACAGAUAUCCCUUUUCCUCCUCAUCACCCCGCGCCUACUAGUCCUCAAACGCACCUGAGGGCGGAACAGUGGGGCCACUCUCCCUCAUCCACCUCGACUACUCCUACGUCUCCGCUCAAAUCCAGCACAGACAGCCGUUUUCGAAAACACAGCAAUGUAUCCCACUCUCGCGACGUCGUUCAGCCUGAACCGGGUGUGGACUUGAACCUCGAGGCAUCUCGACGACUGUACGGCGGUGUUCGUACCAACUGCGAGAUCGAGGUUAUAGAUUAUUCGUCGAAGAUUCAUAACGCUACAGGCGUCAUGGAUAACACGGCCUUUGCAGCUUGGGUGGCGGGCGAAGGACAGAAGUCACGGUCGGAAGGGAGGAAUGUGCGAUGGAUCAACGUGGCCGGUAUUGACUUCGAGGUACUAUUUACCAUUGCCAAGAUGCAUGCCAUGCACCCGAUCGCAGUCAAGAGCUUGUUUCGACAGCAUGAUCGUGCACGUUCCAAGUCUGAUUAUUAUCAUGAACAUCUCCACCUGCGUGUGCUGGCCCAUAUCCUAGUCAGGAGCUCCCAGGACAGCGCAGACGAUCAAGGCAACGACGGUGACGAAUCCCCUCUGUCCUCUUUGCGCGACGUGUCGCCAAUCGAAGGAGUUUCCUCUACCCCGAUACACCGUGCACGUACCUUGCGGGACCAUUUGUCCAUCGAUGGAACUCACCCUACCUCUGCUACGACCGGCUCCCAGUCCGACAUCGGUAUGGACAGUAUUCGGGAUGUAGAAGCAGGUCGAAGCAACCCUUCGAGAGUCAGCUCGAAUCCGCCGACAUAUCCUACCGAUGCGAAUGCGGCAAAACUUUGGCAGCAGGGGGAUGAUCUGGUUGACGUUGAUCUGAAGCUACUCGACGUCUUCAUGUAUCAGGACGGAACGAUCAUCACCUUCGCCCCUGGCCCCGAUUUAAGCUUCACCACACCCAUCUCUCGUCGCUUAUGCCAAGCCGGUAGUCUCCUGCGACAGACAGCGGACGCUUCACUGCUGCUGCAAAGCCUUCUCGAUCUGGUGGCCGACCGCACUCUCGAGGUGGCGGACGAGUAUCGUGUCAGAAUCCAAGACCUAAAGCGUGCGGUGCUCAAAGCCCCCGAAGUUCCAACAGUGCGCGCGCUUCAUGUCCUGUCCGCAGAAAUCAUCUUUCGCAAACGCACGAUGGGACCGAUCAAGACACUCGUGUCCGUACUCAAGGAUUCGGAUGCGAAACGAUCCGCAGUCGCCAUGGGCCGCCGGAAGAGUGGCCAGUCGGUCUCCCCGUACAUCACUCCCGAAGCAAAAGUCUACCUCGCCGACGUUCAGGAGCACAUGGAGUACGCGCUUGCGAAUUUGGACAUGUACGCGGAUAUAACCAAGAAUCUCAUGGAGUACACAUUCGACAUGGCUAGCUAUGAGAUGAACAAGGCUAUGCGAUCUCUCAAUCUGGUCACGGUUAUAUUCUUCCCGCUCACUCUGCUCACGGGUUAUUUCGGCAUGAACUUCACCAGCAUGUGGAGUGUUCAAGAGCACAGUGAUCUUCUCUUUUGGAAGAUCGCGCUUCCAGUCCUCAUCGUUUGCCUCCCGCUGUUUCUCUGGCAAGACCUGAUGCGCGGCGUACGCCACUUGAAAAGGCUCUGGAUUGCUCGGACGCUCAGAAACAUCGCUAAGGACUUGAAGAAACCCGGCGCAAGAAGUUCUGUGCGCGCCGCAUCGUGA